AUGAGAAGAUCGGUACUGGUCUUUUGCAUAGCUUCGCUAUGUUUGGCAUUGUUCCUAGGUGCUCUGGAUAUAGUAAUCUGCAUCACCCUGUAUGACACUAUUGGCGAGAAAUUUAAAGACUACAGCAAUGUAGGUUGGAUCAUGACUGGCUACAAUUUGCCCAAUGCUCUUUUCAUGCUUUUGUGGGGGAGACUGGCGUCACUCUUGGGCCUCAAGAGCAGCUUGGUAAUCUCGAUAGUAAUAUUCGAACUGGGGUCUCUACUGGCGGCGGUGGCCAACUCGAUGGGGAUGCUCAUAGGAGCAAGAGUCAUAGCAGGUUUCGCCGGGAGCGGAAUAGAAUCUCUUGUGUUUGCGGUAGGAACAUCGAUGGUAACGGAGAAACACAGGGCCAGGGUCAUAACGAUUCUCGGUAUCGCGUACAUGAUUGCAGAAGGCGUGGGACCUUUUAUAGGCGGCGCCUUUGCAGAGCACGUUUCUUGGAGAUGGUGUUUCUACGUGAAUCUUCCAGUCGGGGGAGUAGCACUGGUCAUUCUCUCUUUGGGUUUCAAUCCAACCGGCAAUACGCCGCGACCUGCCAUUCUCAAAAUUUGGAGACAAGCGAAGGCUUACAAGUACAGAAGAAUUCUUCACAGAGAGUUUUGGUUUAAUGUUUUCGUGCUGUUGUUCUUCAAGCUCGACAUUAUGGGUCUAAUAUUUUCAUCCACAGGCUUUGCCCUCAUCAUGUUGGCUCUCACCUUCGGUGGAAACAGGUUUGCAUGGGAUUCUGGAUCAAUCAUAACAAUGUUCGUUGUGGGAAUCACUUUGCUGUUAUUCUUUUUGGUAUACGAUUUCUGCCUACUUCCCUGGAUAGGGAGACAAGCUCGUCAAAGAUCGGCUAACCCAUUGAUAUCUUGGACUAUGGCCUCCAACUCUGGCAUUCUGACCAGCUCAUUAGCCGGGUUUUUCAACUGUUUCGCCUUUGAGCUGCAAUCUAUCUUUUUAGUGCAGUACUACCAGCUUGUGGUCAAUAAAAAACCAACACUAGCCAGCAUCCAUCUAUGGCAGAUGUCUGUUCCAGCAUUGAUUUCGGUUGUCGUGAGCGCUUUCAUAAACGAAAAAUUCGGUAUUGUGAAGCCGCUUAUAAUUGUGGGUACUACUUUGGGCUUCAUAGGAUCUGGUCUUCUCACGCUUAUCGACAGCAAUACCCGGCUAGGUGCAUCGAUUGGUUACAGUAUGCUGGCCGGGGCGUCUUUUGGGGUGGUGUAUCAAUUAAGCUUGAUCAGUUGUCAACUGCAGAUAAACUCCAACGAUAUUGAUUAUCACACCAAAUUCAUCGAAGUAACUGCCUACAACACGUUUCUAAAGACCUUGGGAUUUGCAUUUGCAGGAAUUGUGAGCACUACUAUCUUCGGGAUUUCUCUCCACAAUUUUACCGCAGGAUCAUCUGAAAUUCCCAAAUUCGGGAGCACGGAGGAGGUCAUUAGUUACAGAAACCACCAUUUCGAUGGUAGGGACUCAGAACUCGGACAGCUAUUAGCAAAAUCUAUCCGUAACGUUUUCCUUUUCGCUUUAGGUUGCAGCGCGUUAUCUUUCGUCUUUUCCCUGCUUACUUCUAAUAGACGCACAAGGACAACGGCCGAUGAGAAGAAUGAAACAACUGAACAUAAAGGCAAAGUUUGA
Molecule: messenger RNA, 1659 nt
Organism: Lachancea lanzarotensis
Lineage: Eukaryota; Fungi; Ascomycota; Saccharomycetes; Saccharomycetales; Saccharomycetaceae
Product: LALA0S22e00166g1_1
Exons: 1
Coding region: 1-1659 (552 amino acids)
Biological process (GO): transmembrane transport
Molecular function (GO): transmembrane transporter activity
Source: RefSeq, a predicted model, not a curated record